AAAAGCUGCCUCGGUAUGAAUCAGUGUACUUGUUUAAGCGCAGGGUAUACACCAUUGACUAUGAAUGAUGCGAGAUCUUUAAAUCUACUUACAAUAAUCACCUGUUUAUAGUUUUGUUGACUUGGAUUAUGAUAUUUUUGAGUCAAUCUGUGGAUGUCUCGGUCUACACUGUGUGUCGCUCUUGAUAUGAUUUAGUUGUAGAUUCAUAUUCGUUUAAGGUCUCAUCACAAGGCAUCAUAGGUAGAAACGAAAAUAUGUAAUCGAUGCUUCCUGUACAUGAAAGCGACACUUACCUUGCUUUACCUGCAAUGGCUUGCUCACAACGGAGCUCAAUUUAACUUUUGAUAAAAUUCUUUCGUGCGUUUGCAUGGCACAAUCAUGGGAAAUUGUCAGUCUCUUCAAGUCAAUAUAGCCACAAACUGCAAAUUUGUUGGACGAGAUAAAGACCUGGAAUCAUGUAUGGACUUGCUUUCCACGAAUAAAUCAGUUCUUGUUUUUGGAAUGAAGAAAAUUGGAAAGUCGAGAUUUAUUGAAGAACUAUAUAAACGGUUAUUUAAACAGUGUAAAAGUAAAAAAUACGUGUGGAAGGAUUUUGAAUUAGACAAUAUAGACUCAGAUCAUACGCUAUAUUCUUGGUUUAUUGAAUUUCUGACUUGCAUAAAUGCGCGUAAAGAAAAAGAGCGUUUUGAAAACACGUAUCCAUCAGAAACAAUCGCAUGUAACUCUUGCAAGAAUUGCAAACAAUCUGAUAGAGACAAAUGUAUAGUCCGGAAUUAUCUAAUAAACAAGGCUACCGAUGACUUAAUAGAUGCCCUGGGGAAAUAUGAAAGUGAAAUUGUACUUUUCCUAGAUAAUAUCGACAAGAUUAUGGACUGUCCAGAAUUGAGAGAUUGUUUUCUACAUUUUUACUAUAAAUCAGUAAAACUCGCUAUGUUGCAAACAGUUCUCACGUCAGCAAACAAACUAAAACUAAAAACAAAAUGUUAUGCAUUUCUUGAACUCAAACCAUUAGAUAAUAGAGCAAUUCUGGAAUUGCUCUUUAAAAUGACUGAAGAAAGAGAAAACAAUUCAGAGGAGGAAAAAGAACGUGAUGGAACUGUGAAAUUCUCGCCAGAAUUUCAGGUAUUCACACAAGAGAACGGACCGUAUAUUAAGGCAAUUGUUAGUUUAUGUGACGGCCUCCCUUUAGCUGCAGCAAUGGCAGGGUUGCUGUUGACCGAAGACGAUGGCUUACUGACACCUGCAGACCUUGUUGAAUUUCUCAUACAUAUAAGACAACAGGCUCUUAGUUCAGACAGCUGCCAGCCAGAUGAACGAUUAGAUAUCUAUACAGAAGAAAUGAAAAAGGUAGUGGAGGAUGUUGCAUUGUUUUUCCAUUGUUUAAAUGAAAAGACGACCGGUAGCUAUUUCAGUAUUGACGAGGCUGUGGAAGCUUCAGGUGCUGCUGGAGAUAAUGCUGCAACAGGGUCUGUGGUAAAACACAAGAUACUGAAGACCGGUUUGGAUAGAUCUAUCCUAUCCAUGCAAAACCUGCGAGGGAAGCAAAAGUUGAAAUGGCACGGAAUAUUACGAGAGUGUCAUGCUGCAUUAAAAGCCACUUAUGGUGUUGACUCUGCAAAAGAUAUGAUUUUGAAGUUCAUGAAGGAGAAUGCUAAGAACGCAGGUCUAGAUUUAGAUGAAGAAACACUCUGCGACCCAACAUGUCUUGCGUUGGCCAUCAGACGUCUCACUAACCAGAUGGAACCCUCAUCACCAGUGCAAGCCACAGAGGACGAUGAGAAGGAAAGAAUGUCUCUACUGAAAGAAUAUGAAGUGGCUAGCAAGAUGGUUGCCACGACAAAGUUUAACACGGAACAAUCAUCUGUUUUGAAAGUCACCAGCACAGCACCCUAUCAUAACCAGAAUGCUGGAAAUCUAUUUGAAGAGCCUCCACCUAGCUACACUUCAACUGACCAAAUUAAUCAUUUGCCCAACCUCGCUAUUGAAACUAGUAAACAUUUCGUAAAUAGCACAUUACCACUUGAUAGUUAUGCUUCAUUUGUAAUGUCAAACCUUCGAUCAGUCAGCAAUCCAUCGUUUAGUUCACAAAGUAUACAACAAAAUAGAGGAGCGGAUACUCAGUUGAUGUGUAGUCGACAGGCGAAUUAUGACAAUAAAUGUUUACGUAGAGCUAGAUCAGAUCCAACUUGUUAUUAUUCCGAGAACAAUGUAUCUAGGCAGCCAGUGGCUAAACCGAGGAGAGAAAUAGACACAUCAGUGGGUGACUCUUUGACAGGCCAACCGGCAAUGAAUUAUAUUCCACCAAGCCCGGGAAUUGUAAUGCAAGAGUUGAAUAAGGUAGAUGCCAUUCGUAGUCCUCAUGAACAUGCACAUAGAGACAGGAGAAUGCAAGGACAAUCAUUUAGAAGUAGGUUAUCAAUUAACCUAAGUGUACAUAAAUCAAACGCAAAAAGAUCACCUACGGCUAUAAUCAGUCCUAUGCGCCGAUCUCCACCUAAUGUCAAGGAGAAAAACUCAUCACCAGUCAAGCCGGGUUUGUUGGACCACUCGUGUUCCUCUGACUUUGAAUUAGAAAAUGCAGCUCUAGAUGAUGACUUACUACAGGUAUUACUGGAUGACGAACCAUGUCUAGAAAACGGAAGAUUUAAAGAUUACAACCCAGGUGUUGCACAUACGACAAGUAGUACAUCGACAAGGUGUUCAGAUGAAACAUAUAUGCGACUAGUAAUGUCUAGUGAAAAUAUUGUCCAGGUGUUUGCUGCUGUAACCAAUUGCCAUGAAAAAAUUCCCAUAUUAGUUUGCCUGACAAAGACAAAAUGUACAGAAGUUCCAGAAGAGUUCGAGGGAUUUCGCGUGUUGCAGAAACCUUUCUAUCCAUCAUCGCAAGAAUCACUCAAAGCGGAAAACUCUGUUGAUAUUAGUUUUAGAGGAAGGAAGUACAACAGAUUUUUAAAAAAGAUGAAAAACAUUAACGAAACAAUAGCCUUUCAUGCAGAUAAACUAUUUCAGAAUCAUUCAAACUUAGAAGCUAUAAGAUUGAGUUUAGUUCGCGCCACCCGACUUGGUUUUCGAAAGAGACCAUGUAUCGUACUAGUUUGUCGCUGUAAGUCUUAUAUUCCAUUUGGUGAGUAUGCAUUUCCAACAGAAUUGCGACAUCCAAAGCAAAACUUUACUUUUAAAACAGAUGUUAGAGAAGGAUAUUUCAUUUUGUGUGUUAAUGGCCACGUCAUAACAAGAUACGCAAAUGAAUGGAAUAAGGAACUUGCAAUGGGUUGCAGCAUAGGGCCAGAAAAAGACAAGUAUAGUGCUUCUAUCGGGCCGUUUGUUAACAUUAAAGAGACGAACGAAACAUGUUUACUUACAGUUAGACAUUUAUUUCAGCCACUUGAUAAACCUAGCGACCAAAUAGUUGGAACAAACGUUGUUCAGCCAGCAGACGGUGACCUGUCGAGACAAGUACAAAUGCCGAAUCGGCGGUGCGGUACAGUUAAGGCGGCAGAAAUGAAUGAGAAAAUUGACGCAGCUUUGGUUACGAUAUGCCCCGAGCGUAUUCCAAGUCGAGGAAACUUUGUUGAUGUGAGAAGGGACGAUCUCGAUUUUGCAGGUUUUACGGAGCACCAAUAUCCAGUAUAUGACGAUGGAAGCACACAAAACGCAACCGAGUUUACUGCCAACGACUUUUUAUUUGACAGAAUUAUAAAAUUUGGCAAAGAAUCUGGUUUACGCAAAGGUACUCUUCGAAUUUCAAAUAUGGCGAUAAAAGUUGUAACUGAAAUCGGAAGUAUACAGCAUGGCGGUCGGUCACAAAGCCGAAAAUUAUCAGGCCAGCUUCAGGUUGAUUCGUACGCAAGAAAAACUUUUUGCCAAGAAGGAGACUCCGGGUCGGCCGUUUUUCAUGUUGAUCGGGAAAAUAAACUACACUGCAUUGGUAUAGUAACUGGGAUAAUGUCAGACUUAACCUGUGUGGUUACCCCAAUUCAACCAAUACUGGAGGGCCUCGGAACAAAAAUCAAUAAAACAUUGGAGUUGAAAAGCUUCGUUCAUGAAGACAUGGAGGUUUGAGGAAAUGUAGGUAGUUCUUCAUGUUCUAAAAAUCGGAAGUAAUGACACAACGUUAUAUUCCGGAUAACAUGGAAUAAAGCGUGGAAACUAAAUUUAUUUUAUGAAUUAAAGGCAUAAUGUGAUUAGAUUUAUUAAAACUGAAACGAAACUAUCCUUCUUAAGAUAGAUAUGUUAUCUUAAAGUUUGACAAAUUAAGGUGAUUCGUGGGUUUCCUACGAAAAUUUUGAAGUAUGAGAUAUAAGACUGAUAUUAGAUUUCCCUUGAAAAAUACAUAUGCCGCCAGGUGGCGCUCCUCAAAGGAAAUUUGGACUCGAAACGAUUUUCUCCAAAUGUAAGACAGGAGAUUGUAGUACACACAGACCUAAUAUCAGUCUUAUAUCUCAUACUUCGAAACUUUCGUAGGAAUCCCGCGAACCACCUUAAAUAGUUCCAAAUGAUAUCCUAAAAUUAGCUGGAAAUCUAUACAUUUUAUUUCACUAUAUUUAAGACGAGAUGUUUAUUGACGAGUGUGAGGAGUUUAAUUUAGGUCUACAUUAUAGAAAAAAUCCCUUCAAGAAAUUUCCACAGAUUCAGAUAAUGAAAACCUGUGUAAGGUCGACCUUCAAUCAGGGCUGUUAUAUUUCGAUCUUCUCAGAUCGUUCAGCACGACUUUUAUGUCGUGUUACUGGUACUGUUUAAGUUCUCAGCAUGAACAUUUCGGCCUGGGUGGUUCCAAUACUCCCGCUUUCAUAGCUUUGGGUAUUGUUUAAUCACCCCUUGGAUAUGGUGCCUGCAUUUUUAAUUUUGUCUUUUGGCAGUUCCUGUGAUAUGCAGACUCCAUAACCUCAGAUCCCCUUUCUAAAUUCCAGUUUGUUUAGUUCUGCUCAUUGUUUUCUCGUUUAGGGCAAACCCAUUAUUUUAACUGGGGACCAUACGCCGCUUUUCGUGGAAUUACACGCUAGUGUAUCAUUGAAGGUUCCAUGUGCGACGCCGUAUGAACACAUCUGCGGAUGUCUCUAAAUUGUUUUUUGUACUUUUAGCAUGUGUAAAUGUUGAGUUCUGCUCAACCCGUGGCUAGAGGGCGUGGAAGGUAGCAUGCGUUUUAACUACCAUCCAUGAACAGGCUCAAUCAAGCCGAGCUUGCAACAUUUUCGUUUUUGUUGUGUUGAGCGACCUGUGGAGUUUCCACUUUUUCUAUUUUAUUUUCACAGCAGCGUUGUUUGUGCCGUGUGGCGGCCGUAAAAAGUCUCCCCGUACAUUCAGUCAGGGCUGUUAUAUUUCGAUCUUUUCAGAUCGUUCAGCACGACUUUUAUGUCGUGUUACUGGUACUGUUUAGUUUCUCAGCAUGAACAUUUCGGCCUGGGUGGUUCCAAUACUCCCGCUUUCAUAGCUUUGGGUAUUGUUCUGCUCAACCCGGGGCUAGAGGGCGUGGACGGUAGCAUGCAUUUUAACUACCGUCCAUGAACAGGCUCAAUCAAACCGAGCCUGCAACAUUUUCGUUUUUGUUGUGUUGAGCGACCUGUAGAGUUUCCACUUUUUCUAUUUUAUUAAAUCAGUCUUGCAAAAAGUCACGUACAUCUUUUUGCCUUUGUCGAAUUAUCAGGAUUUCAUCAAAUUUUAUACUGCAGAAUAAAUUUUGAUCCAAAGGUGCAGAGCUACUUUAAAGCUACAUGCAAGGUUGCAAAUCAUUUAACAGUUCAGUAAAGGUUAAAGUUAAUAUAUGGGAGGUUAUGUUUUUGAAUGAUAAAAUGAAGAAAAAACUUACUUUGACUUAGAAUGUGUUUGCGAACAUGACUAAUGACAUGGUAAUAUCGGCUAACACUUUUUUUGUAACUUAUCAAAGAGUUAUAUAUAAAUAUAUUAAGCAACGAUUUUUGUUGUUAUUAUUUAUUAUUAUUAUUAUUAUUAUACCUGAUUUAUUUAGCGCCCUUUUCAUAAUAAACACGUUCAAAGGCGCUUUACAUAUAGCAAACGCAGCCAUACAGGGCGGGAAAUUCAUCCUCUACUAGUACAAUUUGUUGUUAUGUUAUACAUAGGUUGAGACAUAUUGAUUGUUUAUUACAUAAUUUGAUUAGUUAAUCCGUAAUGUUUAGUGUGUUGUCGGACCGAGACAAGUUAGAUUUUGUAUUAAUUAUUUCAUUUUCGAUUCUACUGUUAUAUCUGACUUUUGUGAUUCAUCUUGAAAUAACAUUACAUAUCGUUAUUGUGUAUUAUUACUCAUAGAUUACUCAUAGAACAUAGUGAUGCUUUUAUAAGCAUGUGCUGCUUUGAAUGGGCACAUUCAUACGAGGGUCCUGUUCUGUCACUAAUGGGAUUCCGUAGUUCUAUCCCAGGUAUUUUUUAAAACUCUUCAUUUCACGUGAAUGGUGUGUCCGAUAGCUAACGAUAUCCGUUUAUUUUGUGCAAAUUGCUUUUCAAAUGACCGAGUUGUUUCAAAUUGAAAUACAUGCAGUCAUACACACUGACCAAUUUACUUGUCAAAUUGUAAAAUUAACGAAAAGACUGAAAUUCGUGGCUAUAUUAAAUGCCAAAUUAGGCUUGGUAUAGAUUCAAAGCAAAUAUUUGAUAAACUGUGUGGUAUAUAUUGACCCCAGGCCAUUUCAAUGCGCACAGGUUUUAGGUGGGUUAAAGCUUUGAAAGCUGGGAAGUUAUCUAUCGAAGAUGAUAUCCGUUCUGGUAGGCCUAGAACCUCUGUUACCAAGGCCAACAUCGCUGCUGUAAAAACUGUGGUCGAACAGGAUGCGCGAUUGUCGUUGAAAGAUAUAGCUAGUUGUACUGGAAUAUUAGAAGGCAGUGUGAAAACUACUCUGAAAAAGCGUUUGGACCUAAGAAAGGUUUGCGCUAGGUGGGUAUCCCAUUUGCUUACUGAGGAGUAAAAGAAACAACACCUUAAAUGUGCCCGGGAACUUUUGAAAACAUAUAAUGGCUGUGAUAGUCGGGUUAUUUCUAACUUGCUAACAGGCGACGAAAUAUGGAUGCACACGUCUGAGCCAUAGAGAAGGGCUGAUAACAAGCAAUGGAAGCGAAAAGAUCAAAAACACUCCUGUUUUGCCAAGAGAACCGUAAGUUUGAAAAAGAUGUUGUACGCAAUUUUAUUCAAUUCUAGUGGGCCAGUCGUUUGAGUGCCUUGUCCAACUGGUCAUACAGUCAAUGGACGAUUAUACAAGAACUCUGUACUGAAGAAAGUGAAAAAGUUUUACAAUAAGAAACGUCCAAGCAAAGGAUGGUCAUCUUAUAUAUGACAACGCCUCCUCUCACAAGUUCGAGGUUGUUAAGUCUUUUUUUGGCUUCUGAAAAGGUGGAAGUUGUAAACCAUCCGCCUUCUUCACCUGACAGGAGUCCCUGUGACUUUUUUUUUAUUUCCAAGGCUUAAGAAAAUGCUUUUUGGAAAGAAAUGUAAGUCUUGAAAUUCUGUCGGCAGCGCCAUUUAUCAGUGUCUCAAACAGAUACCAAAAGAAGACUAUUUAUCUGUUUUUCGCGAGUGGGCAAAAAGGUAACAAAAUGUGUUUCGGUGAACACUUUGUAAUAAAAAGAAUUUUGAUAAAACGUAGCACUUAAGAAAUCCGAACCCAAAAGACAGAACUUUUUGCAGGACCCUCGUAAUCCACCCGAGUAAGCCUAAAAUGAUCAAUAUUAAAUAAAUAUUUCAAAUGUAUAAAACCCUUUCUCAGAAUAAAUCAACAAGUACAUUAAUAAAAACUAUUUUAAUACAGAAAA
This is a messenger RNA of Mercenaria mercenaria, 7758 nucleotides long. RefSeq lists its product as uncharacterized. NCBI's taxonomy places the organism in Eukaryota, Metazoa, Mollusca, Bivalvia, Venerida, Veneridae. Bases 379 to 4062 code for a protein of 1227 amino acids. The record is from RefSeq and is a predicted model, not a curated record. The transcript is spliced from 12 exons.